This is a messenger RNA of Penicillium concentricum, 933 nucleotides long. RefSeq lists its product as uncharacterized. The transcript has a single exon. Bases 1 to 933 code for a protein of 310 amino acids. The record is from RefSeq and is a predicted model, not a curated record. NCBI's taxonomy places the organism in Eukaryota, Fungi, Ascomycota, Eurotiomycetes, Eurotiales, Aspergillaceae.
AUGGGAAUUCCGACAGCAGGAGAUAAGAAUCACGUUACCAAGCGCAAAUGUGUGCCAAGGAGAGACUGGACAGAGGCUGUCAAAGAAAAGAUUGUACAGUGCUGCCCUGGUAAAGAGCUCCUAUGCGGUCCCUUUGCUAAUAAAUCCAAGUCACCGCAUAACGCCGCUCUACAGGAAGCCCUCGAAUGCACCCAAUGCAGCCAUCUGCACAUUAUUCCAUACAUGUUAAAUGCAGACAUUGCUGCAGGAUCAUACAUCACAUCGGAAUACCCACCUUUCUUCAUCACCGAAAGCGCACCAGAUGAAAACAUAUCUCCCUUCGACACAAACCCCCUGGCUUUCCAAAAUAACAACGUCACAAUGUGGGACGAUAUUACCCCUUCCCAACAACAACAUUACUACGCCAAAAUUGAUGCCAUUCUCAAGAAGGCCGAGGCCGAGUCAGGCAAGUUAGUGGAUGAAGCCACCGUUCUUUUCGCCCACUACCAAGUGGACUUCCAUAUCCGCCAACACUACCUCGCCCCCCGAAGUGUCCUGAAUCUAUGCCGCUCGAAGGAUGAUAUCAGGGAGUUGAAGCACUGGGAGUGGGAGAACGCCGUCUCAGAUGAGAUAGCAUUUCCCGAAUAUCCCGACUGGGGCGUGGGAUGGAUGCAUGAGCCGAGCAAUUCUAUCGGCCACCAGAUCGCGGCAUGGCGGAUGGGGGAAAGAAAACGAGAGAAUCACCUUGCCGAAGUGGAGGCCCGGUGGGCGGAGAUCAAAGAUGAGAGAGAAAAGCAGAGGAAACGGACAGUCAAAAUUUCAUUCAAGGGCACGCAUGUCAGGACUCACAAGUAUGAGGCAUGUCAACCGCAUCUGACAGAGAAGGAGAUUAUGCGUAUAUCAAAGAAACAAGGUGCCAGGCAUCAAGCCUGUUUAGACGCUUUAGAUCUGUGA